GUGGAGCGAGCGUCCUCUUACCAUCCCACCCCUCUUUCCCUCUUUGGGCCUGGUGCAGGUGCAUGUUGCAUGAGCAGAGGGCGGAAGUUUCCCACACCUCCCCAGAGAAGGUUAGUGGGCUCUGCCCCAAGCUUCCUAAUUCAGGAUUUUGGUUCCCUGCAGAGGAGAAAUAUGACAGGGAGCAGGCUUGGUCCCCGCUCUGGCGCUCUGCCUCUCCACGUGCUCGUGGCCUCUCCCAGCCUGGUGCUAAGCAGUGUCAUGAGUCCGGACCAGGUUGGGGAUUAAUUCUUGGGCAUGGGGGCACUUCAGGGCUGGGAAGGAGGAGGAGUGGCAGGUCCAAGGUCACCAACAGAGAGGGGCAGCUGAUGUCGUUGACAUAUUCCUCCUCCUGACAGAGGCAGUCAGGCACCCCCCCCCCCCGGCUGGGGGCUGCGGCAGGCCUGGCCUGUGCCAAGCAUUGGCUUUGACUGCCAGGCUCCAGCUUCCCUGGCUCCUCCUCCCAGCCUCUCCCCUAACACCCCCCCACAAAUACUUAAUACCUCUGGGACCCAGGCCACCCGCUGUGGACUUUGGCAUUAGCAGUAGCUAGUGCGGGGAGCCUGGAAAGACUGGGAGCAAAGUCUCUCAAACAGAGCACGAGAAGGAGCUUCGGGCACUGUACUGCCUGCUAGCUUUCCCCAGAGGAGCUCCCAGCUGGGCCACAGCUGGUGUCGGCCCCGCUGGUAGAAUAGAAAACAGGUUCAGAGAUGUGGUGAGACACUCAGCAUCGCACAGUAAGUUUGGGGCCAACAGGGCUGAAGUGCUCUGUGUCCUGUAUGUGUUUCCAAAAAUAAGGCCUAGUUUACAUGGAGAGAAUUCAGAUGUCGCUGGCUGAGCAGGAGAGCUGAAAGCCAGUCAGAUUCCUCUGCUUGCAUGCGUGCCAGAGUCUGCACCCUGGCCCCAGCCCCUCAGGCUCUAGUUAAGGUAGCCCCCAAUACAGGGUCUGCCUGGAUCUUUGCUUGGCUUAAAUGAGCCAGAAUUUGCCAGUUCCCUGCCAAGCAGAGAACUUCUCAGUCUGCUCAGAGCGGACUACCAGCUAGGGAGGAUAAUAGGGGCAAGGGUUUCCAAGCCCGAGUAAACCAGACAAGUUCUCCCGUCCAGCCUCGGCUGCCACCUGCAGGUUGUUUGGGCUCUGGCCAUGUGGCUGCCCCUGCUGCUGGGAGUCUUGCUCUGGGCAGCGCUGUGGUUGCUCAGGGACCGGCAGAGCCUACCCGCCAGCGACGCCUUUGUCUUCAUCACUGGCUGUGACUCAGGCUUCGGCCGGCUUCUGGCCCUGAGACUGGACCAGAGAGGCUUCCGAGUCCUGGCCAGCUGCCUGACCCCCUCAGGGGCAGAGGACCUACAGCGGGUGGCCUCCUCCCGCCUCCACACCACACUGCUGGAUGUCACGGAUCCCCAGAGUGUCCAGCGGGCAGCCAAGUGGGUGGAAACACAGGUUGGAGAAGCAGGGCUUUUUGGUCUAGUGAAUAACGCUGGUAUGGCCGGGAUCAUUGGGCCCACCCCGUGGCUCACACAGAACGAUUUCCAUCGGGUGCUCAACGUGAAUACACUGGGUCCCAUCGGUGUCACCCUUGCCCUACUGCCCCUGCUGCAGCAGGCCCGGGGCCGGGUGGUCAACAUCACCAGUGUUCUGGGUCGCCUGGCAGCCAAUGGCGGGGGCUACUGUGUUUCCAAGUUUGGCCUGGAGGCCUUCUCUGACUGUCUGAGGCGGGAUGUGGCUCAUUUUGGGGUCCGAGUCUCCAUCGUGGAGCCUGGCUUCUUCCGAACCCCUGUGACAAAUCUCAAGAGUUUGGAGGAUACACUGCAGGAGUGCUGGGCACGGCUACCUUCUGCCACACAGGCCCGCUAUGGGGAGGCCUUCCUCACCAAAUAUUUGGAAGUACAGCAGCGCAUCAUGAACCUGAUCUGUGAUCCAGACCUGACCAAGGUGAGCAGGUGCCUGGAGCAUGCCCUCACUGCUCGUUACCCCAGAACCCGUUACAGCCCAGGCUGGGACGCCAAGCUGCUCUGGCUGCCAGCCUCCUACCUGCCAGCCAGCCUGGUGGAUGCUGUGCUCACCUGGCUCCUUCCCAAGCCUGCCCAGGCAGUCUGCUGAAUCCAGCCUGCCAGCCUUCUGUCCCCACCCAGGUACUGCCUAAUGCCUGGCAUAAAACAUGCACUGAAUAAAUGUCUUGCUUAAAAAACAAACAAAAAACACUGUAGAUGG
Lontra canadensis (Northern American river otter) is the source of this 2245-nucleotide messenger RNA. RefSeq names its product retinol dehydrogenase 5 (gene RDH5). The transcript is spliced from 5 exons. The coding region runs from base 1178 to 2134 and encodes 318 amino acids. The record is from RefSeq and is a predicted model, not a curated record. Lineage: Eukaryota; Metazoa; Chordata; Mammalia; Carnivora; Mustelidae.